AUGGCCAGCGAGAAAGUCCUCAACUGGUUGUACAGCGUUCUCGUCAAUGAAUACUCUGACGUAAAUCGCACAUAUCACGACGCGGCCGAGGCACUGUCCAACUACCCGUCGCUUUCACCAAAGACGGAACCAUAUACGUACGAGAAUGGCUCCUCAGCGCUUCUCUUGCUUCUCAGCGGCACGCUGCCGGUCACGUUUCGCGGCGCAACAUACGGCUUCCCGGUAGCGAUAUGGGUGCCUCAGUCGUACCCCCGAGAGCCACCCAUUGUAUACGUCACGCCGGCGCAGGACAUGGUGCUAAGACCCGGACAACACGUGAGCACCGAUGGCAGGAUAUACCACCCGUAUCUGGCACAAUGGGCGAAGUACUGGGAUAAAUCUACACUGUUCGACUUCUUCGCCGUACUAAGAGGCGUCUUUGCGAAAGAGCCACCCGUGCGAUCGCGGCAACAACAGCCGCAAUACAAUGCGCCGCAGCAGCAAGCACCCCCUCCAGUACCCCCGCCGCCAGCCGAAUGGCGCCGCUCAGUACACUCUCCUGCCCCAUCGAACCAAGCACCCGCGCCCCCUCCAAAGCCGCCGAAGCCACAUGAACAAAACCGCUCCACGCCCCAGACACCACACGACCGAUACUCGCAACCCCCUCCUCUGCCACCCCACCCUCCACAACAUCCGCCGUCGCAGCAGUCGUAUCAGCAAUCUCAGGGCAGUAGAUACGAUGCGCCGCAGAGGUGGCAACCGCAGCCUUCAGGUCCACCAUACGCGCCCAAUCGACACAGUGGCUAUGGUCAAGGUCCAGCGACUUCAGGCGCAGGUCCUCAACACCCGCAAAUGCACGCACAUGGUUACCCUCCACAAUCAUUACAGAACGGCAGCCCUGUGAGCCCCAUGACACCAAAUGGUCAACGAACGGCUGCCCAGUUCUCGACAUCAGGGCCCCCACAGCCCCCUAACUUCCAGCAAGCACAGCAGUACCAGGGCCCACCACCCCAGCAGCAGUAUGGGCAACCUCCACCACAGCAACAGCAGUAUCGACAGCCGCCACAGGGUUACCCGCCACAGCAACAGGCUCCUUUCCAGCAAUACUCACAUGCACCUCCUCAGCAACCGCCACCAGCUCCGAAGCCCCCAAUCGAUCUUCUCGACGACUCGCUGGAAGUCACAUUACCGUCACAGUCUGGCAACCAAGUUCCAUUACCAGUACCACCUGUUCCACCAAACCCUGAGAAGGACGCCCUUCUUCGGGCCUUGAGCCAAACGCUGGUAUCGCAGAUCCGACAAACAGUAUCCUCCAACAUGGCUGCGAUAGCACCACUUCGCGCGCAACAAGCCGCCUUACAGACUGCAUACUCCCGAUUACAGUCGGAACUGGGCGAACUGCAGCAGCUUGACGCGGCGCUUGCGUCGAACGAACAAGUCUUGAAGGGAGCCAUGGUCGAAGCGGACCGAGUCAUGGAGGAUGCGCGGAGAAGAAAGGCACCAGAUGUGGAUGAUGUCCUAGUAGCGCCGACAAUCGUCGGAGGGCAGCUCUACACUCUUGCUGCGGAAGAGAAGGGCAUUGCAGACGCAUUGUUUGUACUGGGUAGAGCUUUGGACAAGGGGCGCGUCGGUACUGAAGUCUUCGUCAAGCAAACUCGAAGUCUUGCCCGAGAACAAUUCUUGAAGAAAGCACUGAUCAAGAAGAUCGCUAAAGGCAUGGCACUAGAUGAGUACCAGAUGCGUUAA
Messenger RNA from Alternaria viburni, 1725 nucleotides. RefSeq lists its product as uncharacterized. Bases 1 to 1725 code for a protein of 574 amino acids. The record is from RefSeq and is a predicted model, not a curated record. The transcript has 5 exons. Gene Ontology annotation, molecular function: ubiquitin binding. Gene Ontology annotation, cellular component: ESCRT I complex. Lineage: Eukaryota; Fungi; Ascomycota; Dothideomycetes; Pleosporales; Pleosporaceae. Gene Ontology annotation, biological process: protein modification process; protein transport; endosome to lysosome transport.